This is a messenger RNA of Mauremys reevesii (Reeves's turtle), 2323 nucleotides long. RefSeq names its product kelch like family member 7 (gene KLHL7). The transcript is spliced from 11 exons. Lineage: Eukaryota; Metazoa; Chordata; Testudines; Geoemydidae. Gene Ontology annotation, cellular component: Cul3-RING ubiquitin ligase complex. The coding region runs from base 452 to 2212 and encodes 586 amino acids. The record is from RefSeq and is a predicted model, not a curated record. Gene Ontology annotation, biological process: protein ubiquitination. Gene Ontology annotation, molecular function: protein binding.
UGACGUCAGUAUGCGCCGGUCCGCUCCCCCCGCCCCCUUUGGGAAUUAUGUAGGAUUUUCUCCAGGAGCUCGCGUUCUAUCGGUGGAACGCUGGCGAUUGAUGUGUCGCGCGCCCCCACCAUCCCCGGAGCGCUGCAGCCGCGGGCCCCAAGCUGCGUUCUCAGGCGUCUGCACUAGGGGCUGGUUGGCCCUGCGGCUUCUCCUGGGGUCUGAUCAGCCCGGCUCCUCCGGCUGCCGCGGCAGGUGAUUGCCCAGGUGGCUUGCCCUGCCGCCUGCCCGGUUGCAGAAGCAGCAGGAGGGUCUGUAGUGCGUGGUUGCGCAGCCUACUCGUCCGUCUGGGAUCUUGGUUAGGGCAGUUCGGUGUGUUAUAAUUGGCUUCCUUUGGCUGCUGUGCAUGGGCCUGCGUGAGUCCUGCCAGCCUUUGUUUUCGUGGUGGUGAGAGGAGGGGAGCAUGGCAGCCUCUGGGUCGGAAAAAAGCAACAAGAAGAAAACAGAGAAGAAACUUGCAGCCCGAGAAGAAGCUAAACUGCUGGCGAGCUUUAUGGGAGUCAUGAAUACCAUGCGAAAACAGAAAACUCUCUGUGAUGUCGUUCUCAUGGUACAGGAAAGAAAGAUCCCAGCUCAUCGUGUUGUGCUUGCUUCAGCCAGUCACUUUUUUAACUUGAUGUUUACUACAAAUAUGCUUGAAUCAAAGUCCUUUGAAGUGGAACUAAAAGAUGCAGAGCCUGACAUUAUUGAACAGCUUGUGGAGUUUGCUUAUACUGCGAGAAUUUCCGUUAAUAGCAAUAACGUCCAGUCUUUACUAGAUGCAGCAAACCAGUAUCAAAUAGAACCUGUGAAAAAAAUGUGUGUGGAUUUUUUGAAAGAGCAAGUGGAUGCUUCAAACUGUCUUGGUAUAAGUGUAUUAGCAGAAUGCCUAGACUGUCCAGAACUGAAGGCCACUGCAGAUGACUUUAUCCAUCAACAUUUCACUGAAGUUUACAAGACAGAUGAGUUUCUACAGCUUGAUGUUAAACGUGUGACACAUCUCCUGAACCAGGACACACUGACUGUAAGGGCAGAAGAUCAGGUUUAUGAUGCAGCAGUCAGGUGGCUGAAGUAUGAUGAACCUAACCGCCAGCCAUACAUGGUCGACAUCCUUGCUAAAGUCAGAUUUCCUCUUAUAUCGAAGAACUUCUUAAGUAAAACCGUACAAGCUGAGCCACUUAUUCAGGAUAACCCUGAAUGCCUUAAAAUGGUGAUCAGCGGAAUGCGAUAUCAUCUGCUGUCUCCAGAGGACAGAGAAGAGCUAGUGGAGGGCACGCGGCCACGCAGGAAAAAACAUGAUUACCGCAUUGCCUUAUUUGGAGGCUCACAGCCACAGUCUUGCAGAUACUUUAAUCCAAAGGAUUACAGCUGGACAGACAUCCGAUGUCCCUUUGAAAAGCGCAGAGAUGCAGCUUGUGUCUUCUGGGACAAUGUAGUUUAUAUUUUGGGUGGCUCCCAACUCUUCCCUAUAAAGCGAAUGGACUGCUACAAUGUGGUGAAGGACAGCUGGUAUUCCAAACUGGGACCUCCAACGCCUCGAGAUAGCCUUGCAGCCUGUGCUGCGGAGGGCAAAAUUUAUACGUCUGGUGGUUCAGAAGUGGGAAAUUCUGCUCUGUAUUUAUUUGAAUGCUAUGAUACAAGAACAGAAAGCUGGCACACAAAGCCCAGCAUGCUGACUCAGCGUUGCAGUCAUGGGAUGGUGGAGGCAAAUGGCCUGAUUUACGUAUGUGGAGGAAGCUUGGGAAACAAUGUUUCUGGAAGGGUCCUGAAUUCCUGUGAAGUUUAUGAUCCAGCAACAGAAACGUGGACUGAGCUAUGUCCAAUGAUAGAAGCCAGGAAGAAUCAUGGGCUGGUGUUUGUAAAAGACAAAAUAUUUGCUGUGGGUGGACAAAAUGGCUUAGGUGGCCUAGACAAUGUGGAAUAUUAUGAUAUUAAGAUGAAUGAAUGGAAGAUGGUGUCGCCAAUGCCGUGGAAGGGUGUAACAGUGAAGUGUGCUGCUGUGGGCUCUAUAGUCUACGUCCUGGCUGGCUUUCAGGGUGUGGGCCGAUUAGGGCACAUCCUUGAAUAUAAUACUGAAACAGACAAGUGGGUAGCCAACUCCAAAGUCCGUGCUUUCCCAGUGACAAGUUGUUUAAUCUGUGUUGUUGAUACUUGUGGAGCAAAUGAAGAGACAUUAGAGACAUGAAAGCCUCAAGGAGAGGUCAGGACAUUUUUCAAAGACUUGGAAAAGAUGCCAUCGGUGCUUUGCUUCUGUGUUUUAUUGAUUCUUGUUAAACUGAAUAAUCUGAAAAACUGA